GUGUACAGCAUGACAGAGCUCCAUGAAGCUGUGGCUGUGGGGGACUAUGACCUGGUGGAAAAGAUUUUGAGGGCAGGGCACUGUGACCCAAACCACAAGGAUGCUGACUGGCACGACAGGACCCCACUGCACUGGGCUGCUGCAAGAGGGCAAGCAGAGCUGGUCAAGCUCCUGGUGGCUCAUGGUGCCCGGCAUUGCCUCCGGAGUGAUGUGGGCUGGACCCCAGCUCACUUUGCUGCAGAGUCUGGGAGGCUGGGGGUGCUCCGUACCCUUCAUUCCCUGCACGCUGCCAUGGAUGUGCCCGAUCUCUUUGGCCACACUCCCAAGAGGUUGGCAGAAAUCUACGGCCACCAAGACUGCUCCAGGUUCUUAGAAAGAGCAGAGGUGGAGAGCAGAAGCUAUCUCAGGACAGCUGCCAUGAAAGGAAUCACCUUAGACCAGAGAGAUGAAGACUGGGAACUGAAGAAAGAAGAGCUUGAGAGAAAUCUACCAUCUUCUCAGGAGAACUACACGACCUGUCCUCAAAAUAAAAAUAAAAUUAAAAAAAAGAAAAGGAGGAAGCAGUAG
Molecule: messenger RNA, 567 nt
Organism: Calypte anna (Anna's hummingbird)
Lineage: Eukaryota; Metazoa; Chordata; Aves; Apodiformes; Trochilidae
Gene: ANKRD66
Product: ankyrin repeat domain 66
Exons: 3
Coding region: 10-567 (185 amino acids)
Molecular function (GO): protein binding
Source: RefSeq, a predicted model, not a curated record